This is a messenger RNA of Arctia plantaginis, 201 nucleotides long. NCBI's taxonomy places the organism in Eukaryota, Metazoa, Arthropoda, Insecta, Lepidoptera, Erebidae. The record is from the annotation of a GenBank genome assembly.
AUGAAACCUACUUGUUGGCAUACAAAUAAACGAGGCUGUCAGUUUGACUCAAAACAAACUUUAUUAUAUAUUAAACUAUCUUUCAGCUCCCCCAACUUGGUAAAGAAUGUUUUAGAAGUUAUCUUAUGCAAGCCUUCCAGGAAUGCUUUGUGGUCUGUAGGCGCUUCUACCACCAGGAAGUUAUUUGACUGGUUUGAUUGA